AUGAUUGUUCGGCAGCUCUGUCUGCGGCAGGCCCGCAAUGCCUCGUUCCUCGUCCAAACACCUCGAAGACUCGCCCGGUUUUCGUCGACCGACACGACCACACAGACCUUGGAUGCAACACUAGAAGCGCUGUCGCAGGAUGAAAGACAAUUAUUCAAGCAAGCUUUUGAAGAGACGACAGGAUCCGGGGUAACGCCAGCUCCAGAGUCGGCCCCUGCCACGUCCGGCUCUGCCGCACCUAACGCCAAAUCUUUUUUUGCAGAAAAGGCACACAAUAGAGCAUCACGAAACAUAGGAACGAAAAUAUCGCAACCCCACAAAGUCGACAGUAUCCUCCGUAACCCACCCAAACCGUCCGACAUCACGCUCGAGUUGCUUCUCACCGCACAAUCACACCUUGGCCACGCCACGUCACGCUGGAACCCGCAAAACUCGCGGUACAUCUUUGGUAUCCGCGAUGGCAUCCACAUCAUCUCGCUCGACGUCACAGCGGCAUAUCUGCGCCGUGCCGCCAAGGUGGUCGAGGAGGUAGCCCGCUGCGGCGGUCUCAUUCUGUUUGUCGGCACUCGCCCCGGCCAAAAGAGAGCCAUCGUCAGAGCUGCCCAGUUGGCCAAGGGGUAUCACAUCUUUGAGCGCUGGAUCCCGGGGAGUCUGACCAACAGUCAGCAGAUCUUGGGUGGCUGUGCCGUCAAGGCCGUCAACGCGCUGGACAAGGAACUGCCCGAGUAUACCAAGAAUAUUGCCCUCGAGACCGCUGUGAAGCCAGACUUGGUUAUCUGUUUCAACCCGGUUGAGAAUGAGGUUUUGUUGCACGAGUGUGGACUAAAUAAUAUUCCUACUAUUGGUGUCAUUGAUACGGAUGCCGAUCCGACUAGGGUUACUUAUCCUAUCCCUGCAAACGAUGACAGUCUCGCCUGCUUGGAGGUUAUUUCCGGUGUCCUCGGCCGGGCUGGUGAAGAAGGCCAGCGCCGCAGACUACAGGAGGCUUCUCGUGGAGCGUUGACGUACGUUCCAGUUCCACUGAACAAGUUUAAAAGGGACGAAAUUGCAGGCUCGUCUAAGACGUGA
Messenger RNA from Talaromyces rugulosus, 1068 nucleotides. RefSeq lists its product as uncharacterized. Gene Ontology annotation, molecular function: structural constituent of ribosome. The record is from RefSeq and is a predicted model, not a curated record. Gene Ontology annotation, biological process: translation. The coding region runs from base 1 to 1068 and encodes 355 amino acids. Lineage: Eukaryota; Fungi; Ascomycota; Eurotiomycetes; Eurotiales; Trichocomaceae. The transcript is spliced from 3 exons. Gene Ontology annotation, cellular component: ribosome; mitochondrial small ribosomal subunit.